Haliotis rufescens (red abalone) is the source of this 1508-nucleotide messenger RNA. RefSeq names its product hydroxyacylglutathione hydrolase, mitochondrial-like. Gene Ontology annotation, molecular function: hydroxyacylglutathione hydrolase activity. The transcript is spliced from 10 exons. NCBI's taxonomy places the organism in Eukaryota, Metazoa, Mollusca, Gastropoda, Lepetellida, Haliotidae. The record is from RefSeq and is a predicted model, not a curated record. The coding region runs from base 85 to 1050 and encodes 321 amino acids.
GUGUAAACUCCGGCUUUUCUUCCCGUGUACAUAUACAAAGCUGUCUGACACCAUGGCGGUUGUCAAUUUUGAACUGAACAGACAAUGCACAAGGUAUCAAAAUGUAGUAUCACCGGCGCUGUCUGCACAGAGGGAAGGAACAGAAUGCACAGGGCAGGCGCCCGCUUGGCAAGAAUUGCAACUGUUCUAAAGAACAAGGACGUUAAGUCAUUACCACAGAAAGUGCUGUGUAGAAAUUGUCACUCCCGAGAGUUGUUGAUAUCCCACUCAGACAUGAGAGUGAGGCUGAUUCCGGCGCUGGAGGACAACUAUAUGUACCUCCUGAUUGAUGAAGAAACCAAGCAGUGUGCAGCAGUCGACCCAGUCGAACCCCACAAGAUAGCCUCAGCCCUGAAGGAAGAGGGAGUGUCGCUGAAUGCUGUGCUGACAACUCAUCACCACUGGGAUCAUGCUGGAGGGAAUGAGAAGCUUGUCGGUCUUCUGGGAAAGACAACAGUCUAUGGUGGUGAUGUUAGAAUUGGAGAACUCACCAACAAGGUCAAACAUGGGGAUGAGUUCAAGAUAGGCAGCUUGACAGUGAGGUGCCUGUUUACGCCAUGCCACACAUCAGGCCACAUUUGCUACUACGUGACGGGGAAGGAGGCAGAGGACCCUGCAGUCUUCACAGGGGACACGCUGUUUCAGGGAGGCUGUGGGAAGUUCUUUGAAGGGACGCCAGACCAGAUGCACAAGGCCUUGAUCGAGGUCCUUUCUGCACUGCCACAGCAAACAAAAGUGUACUGUGGCCAUGAGUACACUGUGUCAAAUCUGAAGUACGCUGCCCAUGUGGAACCUAGCAGUGAGGCAGUGGCAAGCAGGCUGGAGUGGGCUCAAAAUCAGCGGACAAAGGGUGAGGCAACAGUGCCUUCCACUAUAGGAGAAGAGAUGCAGAUAAAUCCUUUCAUGAGAGUCAGGGAGGCCAGUGUACAGACACACUGUAAUGAGACCGACUCUGUCAAAGUGAUGGGCUUCCUCAGGAGUGAGAAGAACCAGUUCCGACCAGCAGCAUAAUGGCUCCAUGGCUCGAUCUCCAUGCAUUGUGGUGGACAACGCAACCCACAGGCUACCAUGCACUCCUGUUCCUCAAAGUGCUGUAGCUGCAAUUCAGCUCUGAAUAUGACAAUCAAAAUUGUGGCAGUAUUUAGUGUUAUUGUUCAUGUGAACAACAAACUUUUAUAACAAACUGACUUAGAGAAUUGGGAAUUAAUUGUAGCUCUACAGAGGACAGGUGGAUAAACAGCUUGGAAUAAUUACUGCAGUGAUAUUGUGAUGUAUGUAUGAAAUACUAAAUAAGAUGUUGCUUUAACUCUAGCUUGGCUGCUCCUAAUACAGAGUUGCUCUCAACACUGGUAACAGCUGUGAUCACACAGGUGUUGAGAGAUGCAGAUACCAGGUUGAUGUUUGAUUCAUGGCACUUGAAAUAUCUUAUCAAUAUGGGUUUUGAUGAUUUAUUUUUCUUACACAUAAAA